Messenger RNA from Racocetra persica, 666 nucleotides. Lineage: Eukaryota; Fungi; Glomeromycota; Glomeromycetes; Diversisporales; Gigasporaceae. The record is from the annotation of a GenBank genome assembly.
AUGGGUUGUUAUCAAUAUGGAAUUAUACAAAAACGUGUCAGAGGUAAACCUGUUACUGCACAUCUUUUUGAAUAUACUACACAAUUAAUGGUCGAUGAUGAUUUUAAUGUCCGAGAGAAUGACUCACCAGUGCAAGUUAUCUUUUGUUUAAAACAAAAAAAUGCAAAAAAAUUAAAUUCUCAUCAUUGGUCUUUUAAAGCCUUUGCGGCUCUUUUGAACCCAAAAAUUUGUAUUUUACUUGAUGUGGAUACAAAAUCCUCGCAAAUCUCAUUUUACCACUUGUGGAAAGCUUUUGAUCAUAAUCAACAUGUUGGUGGUGCUUGUAGAGAAAUUAAAGUAGAUCUAGGUUAUAAAUGUAGAAACCUUCUUAAUCCUUUAAUCGCAUCUCAAAAUUUUGAAUAUAAAAUAUCUAAUAUCUUAGACAAGCCAUCAAAAUCUGUUUUUGGUUAUAUCUCAGUAUUACCAGGUGCUUUCUCCACAUACCGAUAUAAAGCAUUAUUGGGUGAACCUUUGGAAAAAUACCUUAAAGAUGAGACUAUGUAUAAUAAUUCAUAUGCUACUAAGACUGGUAUAUUCGAAGCAAACAUGUACCUGGCAGAAGAUCGUAUUUUAAGUUUUGAGCUUGUCAUUAAGAAAGAUAAAUCAUGGAAAUUAAAAUACAUAAAG